ACAGCCUGGAUGUGUCAGUGCAUUCUUACUAUAUUCCCACCCAGAGGGGAGGAGACGCCUGAGAAACAGAACAGAGAAUCACAGAGACUGGAGAUCAGCGGAGCUGGGGGAAGGAGACGCUGCAAAGUGCCAGCAACAUGACCUGGAGCUCAGGAAUCUGCUAGGAGCCACCGAGGAGAUGUCCCAGGGACCCACAAUUGUGCCCAGCUCCUGAAGAGACAGCGGGACCCACUGUACAAAGGAAGUGGCAGCACAUCACCACCAGGCACUGCACCAACUCACCAGCUAUCUGUGCCCAGCUCCUCACAUGGAAGAAGUGCUGUGCGGGGCACAAGUCUUUGGGUAGUGGAGCCAGGAGCCUAAACUAUUGCCGCGCUUUGUUGCCCCCCAUGGCGUACACUUACAGCUCCUCGUCUGCCGCUCCGGUGGGAUCCCAGUACUGCGUCUGCAAAGUGGAACUUUCUGUCUCCUGUCAAAACCUCCUCGAUCGUGAUGUAGCCUCCAAAUCUGAUCCCUUUUGCGUCUUACUUUUGGAAGUAAAUGAAAAAUGGACUGAGAUUGACAGAACAGAGACAAAUGUCAACAAUUUGAAUCCUGUGUUUGCAAAAAAGUUUACAAUCAACUACCACUUUGAAGAAGUGCAGAAGUUGAAGUUUGCCAUUUUUGACCAAGACAAGUCAAGCACCCAACUGUAUGAGCAUGACUUCCUGGGGGAGUAUGUGUGCACACUCGGAUCGAUUGUUUCCAGCAAGAAGGUAACACGACCCUUGGUUUUAGGAAAUGGGAAGCCAGCGGGGAAGGGAGUCAUAACGGUUAUUGCUGAAGAGCUGUCUGAUAACAGAGUGAUAACACUUUCCAUGGCUGGGAGGAAGCUAGAUAAAAAGGAUUUGUUCGGGAAAUCUGAUCCAUUUUUAGAAUUUUACAAACAAGGAGAUGAUGGGAAGUGGAUGCUGGUUCAUAGGACAGAGGUUAUCAAAUAUACUCUGGAUCCUGUGUGGAAGCCCUUUACUGUGCCCUUACAGUCUUUAUGUAAUGGAGACAUUGAGAAGCCAAUAAAGAUUGUGUGCUUUGAUUAUGACAAUGAUGGGGGACAUGACUUUAUAGGAGAAUUUCAGACCACCGCAAUCAAAAUGUGUGAGACUCGCGAAGGCAUGUCUGUGGAAUUUGACUGCAUUAACCCAAAGAAACAAAAGAAGAAGAGAAGCUACAAAAACUCUGGAGUAAUUAUAAUUAAAUCUUGUAAGAUUACAAGAGACUAUUCCUUCCUUGAUUACAUACUGGGAGGAUGCCAGUUAAUGUUUACAGUUGGAAUUGACUUUACAGCAUCAAAUGGAAAUCCUCGUGAUGCCUCCUCUCUGCAUUAUAUCAACCCUAUGGGAACAAAUGAAUACCUUUCUGCAUUAUGGUCUGUCGGACAAAUAAUUCAGGAUUAUGAUUCUGACAAACUAUUCCCUGCCCUGGGGUUUGGUGCACAGCUACCUCCAGACUGGAAGGUAUCUCAUGAAUUUGCCAUCAAUUUCAACCCUACCAGCCCUUUCUGCUCAGGAGUGGAAGGCAUUAUAGAGGCCUACUCUGCAUGUCUCCCUCAUAUAAGGUUCUAUGGACCCACCAACUUUUCUCCGAUUAUUAAUCAUGUUGCACGGUUUGCAGCUCAGGCAACUCAGCAGCAGUCAGCAGGGCAAUAUUUUAUCCUCCUUAUUAUAACGGAUGGAGUCAUUAGUGACAUGGAUGAAACAAGACAUGCCAUUGUACAAGCAUCAAAGCUGCCCAUGUCCAUUAUCAUUAUUGGAGUAGGAAAUGCAGACUUUUCUGCCAUGGAAUUCCUUGAUGGAGAUAACAGAAUGCUCAGAUCCUAUACAGGAGAAGAGGCUUCGAGGGACAUUGUGCAGUUCGUACCAUUCAGGGAGUUUCGUAAUGCACCAAAAGAAACUCUGGCCAAAGCUGUUCUUGCUGAACUUCCACAACAAGUGGUAGAUUACUUCAAGAGCCACAAUCUCCCACCUAUAAAGUCUGAGGGUGUAUAACUGUACACAUGACCCCCACAUGCCAUGAAACCUGUGGGCCACCCUUGUAUAAAACCAGCAAUCCUGAGACGUAUGACCAUUUAAAUGGCGACACUUAGACACGGACAUCUAUUUCUGUAUUAAAGACAUUGUUCAUUUUUCUAAGGACAAAGACUAUGCUUUGCUCUGGUUCUCGAUUGCUGCUAUCGUGUUCUGGUUAUCAUGGAGACGUCCAUUGAAUUAUUAUAUGGCAUUUCUAGUUGUUGGCGGGCCUCUUUGUCAGACAAGACUUCAAAUUUUGCAAUCGUUUCCAGAUGGAGGCAGAUGACAUGACAUAGAUAUGUGAAGGGUCAUAGAUUACAGUUUGUUACUAAGACAGUAUUCUGUAAGUCAUGGCUCUUCCAAGUGUUGUGAAACUACAACUUUCAGCAAGCCCUCACUGCCUCAGCAGGUGCAGAGCAAUAGGUUACGGACUUAUGAUAUUCUCCAGCAUCCCCAGCCAGUAGUUCAGCAUUUAGAAAGAGUAAUAGAUCUGAGAUCUUAUUUUUUCCACAAAGAGUAGAAUGGAAUAUUUAUUAGAUGAGAAUAUGACUUACCGUAUAUACUCGAGUAUAAGCCGAGUUUUUCAGCUGAAAAUGCCCCCCUCUGCUUAUACUCGAGUGAACUCUCCGCCUGUCAAUCCCUUCUCAGUGGUCUUCAACCUGCAGACCUCCAGAUUUGGCUGUCCGGGCAUGCUGGGAAUUGUAGUUUUUAAACAUCUGAAGGUCCGCAGGUUGAAGACCACUGCGG
Molecule: messenger RNA, 2792 nt
Organism: Hyla sarda
Lineage: Eukaryota; Metazoa; Chordata; Amphibia; Anura; Hylidae
Gene: CPNE2
Product: copine 2
Exons: 16
Coding region: 390-2024 (544 amino acids)
Biological process (GO): cellular response to calcium ion
Cellular component (GO): plasma membrane
Molecular function (GO): calcium-dependent phospholipid binding
Source: RefSeq, a predicted model, not a curated record